Molecule: messenger RNA, 1387 nt
Organism: Aspergillus saccharolyticus JOP 1030-1
Lineage: Eukaryota; Fungi; Ascomycota; Eurotiomycetes; Eurotiales; Aspergillaceae
Exons: 2
Coding region: 105-1232 (375 amino acids)
Biological process (GO): autophagosome assembly; nucleophagy; autophagy of mitochondrion
Cellular component (GO): cytosol; cytoplasmic ubiquitin ligase complex
Molecular function (GO): Atg8-family ligase activity
Source: RefSeq, a predicted model, not a curated record
AAAAAAAAGCAUAGAGCAAUCAGCCAAAUCAACACCACCUACCGAACUACACCACAUCCAUCCACCACCCAACUAACACAACCUACCCUGCCAAAGACAAGAGAAUGAACAUCCUCCACUCAACUCUAAGCACCUGGCGCGACCGCCUGGCCCCAAUUUCCCGCACCUCGACCUUCCGCACGACCGGCCAAAUCACGCCCGAGGAAUUCGUGCUUGCCGGCGACUACCUCGUCUACAAGUUCCCGUCGUGGUCGUGGGCGGACGCCUCGUCCCCGGCCAAACGCGUCAACUAUCUACCAGUCGGAAAACAGUUCCUGGUGACGCGGGGUGUGCCGUGCCACCGCCGACUGAACGAUGACUUCGCCGGCGACGCGGGGCGGGAGGAGGAGAUUGUCCGGGACAUGCUGUUCGGGGAUGGCGGUGGUGAUGGGAAUGGUGAGGGGGAGGAGGAGGGGUGGCUGAGGACUGGUGGUGGUAGCUCCAAGGAUUCUGUACAUGGCGGAACAGCAAGUGGAGGAGGGGGGAAGAUAGGGGAUAUACGCACCGUGGAUGAAGCGGGGAAUGCAGCGGACCAAGCGUCCGAAUCUGAAGAGGAGGAGAUUCCCGACAUGGAGGAUGAGGAUGAUGAUGAGGAGGCGAUUAUCAGGGAGCCGGUUGCUGGGAAAGGGGGGGAUCUUUCUCAACCGACCAGAACCUACAACCUCUACAUCACCUACAGCAACUUCUAUCGCACCCCGCGCCUCUACUUAUCGGGCUACCUCUCCCCCUCGGAACCCCUCCCCCCACCCCUUAUGAUGGAGGACAUCGUCGGCGACUACAAAGACAAAACCGUCACGCUGGAGGACUUCCCCUGGUUCGACGGCGGCGUGAAGAUGGCCACCGUGCACCCCUGCCGACACGCCUCGGUCAUGAAGACCCUGCUUGAUCGCGCGGACGCGGCGCUGAAGAUCCGGCGGGAGAAGAUCCGUGCUGCCCACAAAGCACAGCAAUCGGCGGGGGCUGCAAAUACUGUGCAGGGGUUGGUGGAUCCUGUGCGGGGGCUUUCGUUGCACAACCAGCAACAAACAGAGAAACACGGGGAUGAGUGGGAGGUGCUGCAGCAUGAGGAAGAAGAGGAUGAGGACGAGGAAGAGCAGUUUGCAAUCAGGGUGGAUCAGUAUCUGGUGGUGUUUUUGAAGUUUAUUGCUAGUGUUACGCCGGGGAUUGAGCAUGAUUUUACCAUGGGGGUGUGAAGUUCAUUUCCUUUUUAUAUGAAUGAUUGAAGUUCUCUCUCUUUUCUUUUCUGUGUGGUGCUCGGUGGGAAGGAGGUGUUUAUGGCGUGGUUUCUGCUUUUUCAUUUUGUUCCAGAUCUAGGUAGUCAGUUCAUGGAUGGGCUUUGCUCGCUUGA